Xyrichtys novacula (pearly razorfish) is the source of this 486-nucleotide messenger RNA. Lineage: Eukaryota; Metazoa; Chordata; Actinopteri; Labriformes; Labridae. The record is from the annotation of a GenBank genome assembly.
AUGCCACAAACUAAAGUUCAAACACGACACAAACUCAAGUUCAACAAACACACUAACUCAAGUUCAAAAACACCACAAUCUCAAGUUCAAACACAAAACAAACUCAAGUUCAAUGAACACAAAAACUCAAGUUCAAAAACACCACAAACUCAUGGUAAAACACGCUACAAACUCAAGUUCAAACACCACACAAACUCAAGUUCAACAAACACCACAAACUCAAGUUCAAACACGAAACAAACAAAAGUUCAAAAAACACACAAACUCAAGUUCAAACACGACACAAACUCAAGUUCAACAAAAACCACAAACUCAAGUUCAACAAACACCACAAACUCAAGUUCAACAAACGCAACAAACUCAAGUUCAAACAUGAAACCACCUCAAGUUAAAAAACACAACAAACUCACGUUCAAACACGACACAAACUCAAGUUCAACAAACACAAUAACUCAAGUUCAACCAAUUCCCAAAUCUGAAGUUUAA